Carassius gibelio (silver crucian carp) is the source of this 1581-nucleotide messenger RNA. Its product is annotated as hepatic lectin-like. Lineage: Eukaryota; Metazoa; Chordata; Actinopteri; Cypriniformes; Cyprinidae. The coding region runs from base 164 to 1138 and encodes 324 amino acids. The record is from RefSeq and is a predicted model, not a curated record. The transcript is spliced from 5 exons.
AUGAAAAUGUAGAAAGGGUAAAACUCUGAAAAAAUGCAGAGAAGAAGAAACAACAUGGAUGAUGUCUAAGAAUAUGUGGACAUCGUACGAGGUAAAGUCAGAACAGAUAUCACAGAUUCAACGUCACGAGAAUACAAUCAUAUAGCCGGAUAAAGAUUCAAUAAUGGACUCAGAAGACCGAAUAGAAAGGAUUGUUGAUAUCUACGUCAGUGCAGAGGCUGUAAGAGACAUGAAACAUAAGAAAGAGACAGAAGACUUCAACACAGAAGAACCCCGAACACCUCGACACACAGAAGACUUCAACACAGAAGAACCCCGAACACCUCGACACACAGAAGACUUCAACACAGAAGAACCCCAAACACCUCGACACACAGAAGACUUCAACACAGAAGAACCCCGAACACCUCGACACACAGAAGACUUCAACACAGAAGAACCCCAAACACCUCGACACACAGGAAGUGACGGUGUGACGAUCUCCAGAGCAGCUGGUGUGUGUUUGGGGCUGAUGUGUGUUCUUCUGAUGACUGCAGUCAUAGUGUUGUGUGUCACCUUCAUUCAAGAGAGACAACAGCUGAAGACUAAGAUCACCAACCUCACUCAAGAGAGAGACCAGCUACUAACCAACAAUAUGAGCCUCACUCAAGAGAGAGUCCAGCUGAAGACUAAGAUCACCAACCUACUAACCAACAGUAUGAGCCUCACAGAAGAGAGAGACCAGUUAAAAUCAGAAAGAAAUGAUCUUCAGAAGAAGUUUGCGGAUGGAUGGAAGUGUCAUCAAUCCAGUCUUUAUUUAUUUUCCACUGAGACGAAGAACUGGAAUGAGAGCAGAAGAUACUGUAGAGAGAGAGAAGCAGAUCUGAUCACCAUCAACAACAGAGAGGAACAAGAUUUUGUGAAGAAUAUUUGUGGUUCUGAACAUUUCUGGAUUGGUUUGACUGAUAUUGAAGAGGAGGGCAGAUGGAAAUGGGUUGAUGGCAGCAACAUCAACAUCACCUCUGGGUUCUGGGCGCGUGGAGAACCAAACGACUAUCAGGGAAACGAAGACUGUGCUAACACUCAUUCAUCAGGAUGGUUUGAUACUAAAUGUGAUAAUAGUGUUAAAUGGAUCUGUGAGAAGAGUAUCCUUAAAUAAAUGAUACAUUAUAUUAAAAAUGUACAUAUAUGCAUCAUGAACGUAUAAACAUGUCAGUAAUUUUACCUGUUUAUUUUUUUGAAUGGCACAUUAAUUAGGUUAUUCUGUAAAAACAAAUAAAAAAUAAAUAGAAAAAACAUUGUAAUAUUACAAUGUACAUAUAAAACUUUUAAAAUCAUUUUGUUUUGAAUUUUUAGAUCUGAACUAAAAUCUGAAUGUGAAAAACAACAGCGAUGUUUCUACAGACUGAAAUAAAAUCAGUAAUACUCUGAUAUAAUAGAAAUAUUCAGAAAAACAGCAUUGAUCCAAUAUUGUUAACCAAAAUGAUCAUGAUUUUAGGAGUAUUACUCAGUACAUCAGUAAAGUUUGAUUUGAAAUGUGACUCUUGCAGCUUUUUUGUAAUUACAGUAUGACAAUAAACAUGAUUUACUUGUUUUCAAAAA